UCGAGACCACGUGAGAUAGCGCGGCGUGACCAAGCGUGUUCAUUGUGCUGCUGAACCUCGCGACGUUCAGACGUGACUUAUUGUCCGUGGCGAAUAGUUUUCUAUAUUUUACGCACAGCAUGGCUGGACAACCGACUGAGCACGGCGAGUUGACCCUGAGCCCGGAGGAUGAAGAUCUGUUUGCUCUCCUCUCACCAUCCUGUAAGUUGAAUAGUCCUCGGGGCUCAGGGUCUCUUGACGGGCUCUCUGGGUUUCCACCCGCGCAGCCUGGUGGUGGCCAGGAAUGGCGCACAAAAACAGGUAAUACUGUUAGUAAAAAAGGGAAGUUUCCUCAGAAUAAAAAACGAAGCUAUGAGGAGAACACGAACGAGUCGCAGUUGGAUAAUUCCGAAACUGUACACAAAUGUUCCCCAGACAUAAUGGCUUUAGGCCAAAUGAUGAAAGGUGCAAUGGAAUCAAUGCAGACAAGCUUCACUAAACAAUUCCAAGAAUUUACCCAAAUGUUCAUGGCCGUGCAGCCACAGUCUAAUGACGAGGCUGAGAGCGAAUCUGCUCACAAAGUAAUGUCGCCGAAACGGCGAAAAAUGGAUGGUGGAAAUACUAGCCACUAUGACCAUGAGUCUAGCGUUGCAAGACUACUUGAGGAAACAAACCCUGAUACCGCCAGCACAACUGCUGCAACAUCAGAAAAUAAUUCUGAACAAAACGAGUUACUUGCAAAUAUUGCACAAGAUUUUCAGAUAGAUGAACAAACUUCUGAUGCAGUACAUGCCCAGUUGGCAUCAAUUGCAAACUCUAUAAUGCGGGACAAAUUGUCCGACGACAAAGUAAAAGACAUGUAUAAAACCUAUAACAGACCAAAGAACUGUGAAAAGGUGAUCCCAACAAAAGUGAACAAACUCAUUUGGGACAAUAUGUCGAGCAGUACCCGCUCCCAGGAUGUCAAAUUUCAAAAAAUUCAGACAUCCGUCAUUAAGUCAGUUGUACCUGUGCUUCAGCUUUCGGAACAACUGCUUCAAGCAUCCAAAAAGAAGGAGCUUGAUAAACUUGACAUAAAACCACUGCUGCGUAAUGCAACAGAUGCGAUCGCACUAAUGGCUAAUGCCAAUUAUCAGUUGAAUAUGCGACGCAGGGAAUUUAUCAAGCAAGAUAUUAAUCCCAAUUUUAAACAUCUUUGUGAUACUACUGUUCAGUUCACUGAACAACUUUUUGGGGAUGACCUACCCAAACAAGUCAAAGAUAUGUCAGAAGUGAAUAAGGUUGGCUUAAAAUUGGCAAUCAGUUCCCGUGGGGGACGUGCGAGAGGUCGGUCGGGGCACAGGUCAUAUGACAGAGGUGGCCACCAGUACCGGGGCGCAAGAGGCGCUGCAGGCCGGGGUUUUUUGUACUCCCGCCCGUACAACAGCCGCCAAUCUUGGCACAGCGGCAAGCAGUCGAACAAGAACAAGUAAAACAGGAGCAUGAUCGCCAGGUGCCUUCAGAAGGUAGAUCAAGAAGAGGCAGAAGGGGUGCUGAUUUUCCCGCUCUGGACAACCCAAUCGUGGUUUCCCAAGCUCAUGGCGAUGUUAGUAGACAAGCCAGUACUGCUGCCAAGACACAGGGACAUGAUGACCCUACCAAGCAGCGAUCAACUUCAUCCUCUACGGAACAAGCUUCGGCUGGUUGCCUGCCACUUAUCAGGAAAUCCUUCCAAAUGCAAAAUGUUUCUCAACAAGCAACCGAAAUCCUCAUGGCCUCAUGGCGAGAGGGAA
This is a messenger RNA of Patiria miniata (bat star), 1751 nucleotides long. RefSeq lists its product as uncharacterized. The record is from RefSeq and is a predicted model, not a curated record. Bases 120 to 1451 code for a protein of 443 amino acids. The transcript is spliced from 2 exons. NCBI's taxonomy places the organism in Eukaryota, Metazoa, Echinodermata, Asteroidea, Valvatida, Asterinidae.